This is a messenger RNA of Exophiala viscosa, 1638 nucleotides long. RefSeq lists its product as uncharacterized. The record is from RefSeq and is a predicted model, not a curated record. NCBI's taxonomy places the organism in Eukaryota, Fungi, Ascomycota, Eurotiomycetes, Chaetothyriales, Herpotrichiellaceae. The transcript is spliced from 4 exons. The coding region runs from base 238 to 1509 and encodes 423 amino acids.
UUGUGGCAGAAGAUCUCCUUGGUCAGCCAAGGUCCCAGCGACGCACCGUUCCUGCAUUGCGCCCUGGUCUUGCUGCUUGGUCGACCUUCCGCCUGCAUCAACAGCGGGAUGCUAAUGAGCAUGUUAUACGAGGCGAAUACUCUCCGACCAUCAUACAAGAAGGACUUCUAGCCCAUCUUGACUCACUCCCCGGAUUCUGGCUUCGACCAUACCAAACGCUCCGUCCUAGCAACAAAGAUGUCUGACACGUCCUCUUCUGAUAGUCACCUCAGCGCUCCGCUGCAGGGCCUCUCGUCGGACAACAAGGGACCAUGGGUGGUGGUGUGCGCCUACAUCUUCAUCCUGCUGAGUCUCAUGACCAUCAUCAUCAAACUCUUUACAAGAUUCAAGGCCACCAUGCGUCUGACACCAAACGACAUCUUUAUCAUUUUAGCAGGUUUUCUGGGUCUCAUGGAAACAAUCACCAUAACAAUUGCUGUGCGCUAUGGUCUGGGUCGAAAGGGCAAGAAUGUGUCCGAGUCACACUUUGUGUCCUUCGAGAAGGCAAUGUAUACUGCAAACAUCUUGCAGAUUAUAGUUUUGGCUGCCGCCAAAGCUUCAGUCACUUACUUGAUCAUCGCCAUCAACCCUUCCCGGAAGCUGGUCUACUCCUGCUACGGCAUUCUCGGGCUCGUGGGUGCAUGGACAAUAGCCAGUGUUUUUGCACUAGCGUUCCAAUGCAGUCCGCCUCAUCCCUGGAACUCAAAGGGCAACACUUGCGUCGAUCGAUUUGCUAUGAAUGUUGGCAUCCAAGCCUUGAACAUCAUCACGGACUGCCUCAUAGUCGUCAUACCGUUUGUCAUGAUGCAGAGUGUGCAAGUAUCGAUGAGCAAGCGUUUCGUCGUCAGUGGGCUCUUUGCAGCACGCUUGGUAGUCCCAGCCUUCACAGUCCCCAUGCUUGUGUAUAUGAAGCGAGAAUACAAGACCGACACCACAGACCCAACGUGGACUGCCCUUGUGCCCCAAGUCUUUGCGCAAAUCAUGAUGAACGCUUCCAUCAUUGCCGCCUGUAUCCCCUCACUCAAGCCCUUCCUUGCCGACAUCAAACCCGGUCUCAUCAUGAUCAACGUACCCGAGCACGAACUCAGUGCCUCAUUCGUGCGCGUGUCCAAGAGCAGGAGCGUUGACAACGGUCGCACCAAUAAGUCAGGAGCAGUCUCUCGGCUUGCCAGCAGACUGGGUCUGGGCAGCAUGGCUGGCAAGACGGCGAAUGAUACAAGCAGCGGCAGUUCAGGCGUAUGGGGCGAGAAGCAAAGGCAAGCCGCCGCCAGCAUGGAAAGAGGCUAUAACCGGCCUCACGCCACCAAGGCCCGCAGCAAGGUCGAAAACGAUCGCAGUGAGAGUGUCAAAGGACUCACAGACGACGUCAUCCUCCAUACCAUCGACUAUAAGGUCGAGUAUGAAGACCAUACGCAUGAGAUGGACACCACAGACAACUCGAGCGGGAGUCCACGCAGAGAACGAAUCUAAAGAAGCCAGCUGGACGGCGUGAUGAAUACAACAGGAGUUUGACGGAUGUGGACACGAUUGGAAAGAGUUGUUGCUGGCGUGGCCAUGCUGGAUACUUGUAUACAGGCAGGUGGUGGAUGGUGUCUGUCU